UGAAAGCGCCUUAGCCGGAGCACGGCCGAGCCGGCCUAGUCGUUUGCAGGCGGCCGAGAGAGUAUCUGUCCCACGAGCUCCAGGUGAACUGGCCCCCUUUCGUGGACCUUGCGCCGGGAGAGGGCAGGCGAUCGAGCAGCUGUUUCCCUUCUCCGCUCAGCUCUGCUCCUUUCCCUCUAAGGAUGGCCCAGAAGGAGAACGCCUUCCCCUGGCCCUACGGCCGGCAGACGACACCGUCUGGCCUGAACAUCCUGCCCCAGAGAGUCCUCCGGAAGGAACCAACCACCCCAUCUGCACUUGUCCUCAUGAGCCGCUCCAAUACCCAGCCGCUAGCGGCCCCUGGCCAGAAAGUGGUGGAGAACAGCAAUGGGACCCCCAACUUCAUGCGGACCUUCACAAUCGACGACUUUGAGAUUGGGCGUCCUCUCGGCAAAGGCAAAUUUGGAAAUGUAUACUUGGCUCGGGAGAAGAAAAGUCGUUUCAUCGUGGCGCUCAAGGUCCUCUUCAAGUCUCAGAUAGAGAAGGAGGGCGUGGAGCACCAGCUGCGCAGGGAGAUCGAAAUCCAGGCCCACCUGCAGCAUCCCAACAUCCUGCGUCUCUACAACUAUUUUUAUGACCGGAAGAGGAUCUAUUUGAUUCUGGAAUAUGCCCCCCGGGGAGAGCUUUAUAAGGAGCUACAGAAGAGCCGCACUUUUGACGAGCAGCGAACUGCCACGAUCAUGGAGGAGUUGGCAGAUGCUCUGAUGUACUGCCAUGGGAAAAAGGUGAUUCACAGAGACAUAAAACCAGAGAAUCUGCUCCUGGGGCUCCAGGGAGAGCUCAAGAUCGCUGACUUCGGUUGGUCUGUGCACGCCCCCUCCCUCAGGAGGAAGACAAUGUGUGGCACCCUGGACUACCUGCCCCCAGAAAUGAUAGAGGGGCGCACACACAACGAGAAGGUGGAUCUGUGGUGCAUUGGAGUACUCUGCUACGAACUGCUGGUGGGGAACCCACCCUUCGAGAGUGCUUCACACAACGAGACCUAUCGGCGCAUCGUCAAGGUGGACCUGAAGUUUCCCCCUUCCGUGCCCACAGGAGCCCAGGACCUCAUCUCCAAGCUGCUCAAACACAACCCCUCAGAACGGCUGGCCCUGGCCCAGGUCUCAGCGCACCCCUGGGUCCGGGCCCACUCUCGAAGGGUGCUCCCUCCCUCUGCCCCUCAGUCUGUCCCCUGAUUGUUCCUGCCAUUUACUCCGUUGUGUCUAUUUGUAUGUCUGUGUAUGUGUUGGGGGAAGGAGGGGUCCUGGCCCAUACCCUUAUCUGUCUCUACCUCCUUUUUAUUUAAUAAAGGUUGAAGCUUUUUGUA
Molecule: messenger RNA, 1345 nt
Organism: Tupaia belangeri chinensis (Chinese tree shrew)
Lineage: Eukaryota; Metazoa; Chordata; Mammalia; Scandentia; Tupaiidae
Gene: AURKB
Product: aurora kinase B
Exons: 9
Coding region: 183-1214 (343 amino acids)
Biological process (GO): protein phosphorylation
Molecular function (GO): protein kinase activity; ATP binding
Source: RefSeq, a predicted model, not a curated record